CCUGUUCCAACUCUUCCCACCUCCACUUCUCUCUCUUUGUUCUUCUCAUCAAACACACUUCCAUUCAAAGUGUUUUGAUCAUCAUCAUCAUCAUCAAUGGCUGUUUCUGGUUUUGAAGGAUUUGAAAAGAGGCUUGAGUUACAUUUCUCUGGCGAUGAUCCAAUCAUCCGAAUGGGUGGUCUCAGGCAACUAGACUUUGAAUCAAUUGAAGAAGUAUUAAAUGCAGUGCAAUGCACUGUCGUGUCAGCUGUUGGGAACCAGUUUUUUGAUUCUUAUGUACUGUCUGAAUCAAGCCUCUUUGUUUACCCUACAAAGAUUAUCAUCAAAACAUGUGGUACUACUCAGCUUUUGAAAUCAAUUCUUCCAUUGAUCCAAUUCUCAUGUGAAAUGGGAUUUGUUAUGAGUGAGUGUAGGUACACUAGAGGCAAUUUUAUUUUCCCAAAAGCUCAGCCUUUUCCACACACAAAUUUCAAAGAUGAAAUUUUUUACUUACAAGAACAAUUACCUAUACAUCUUUGUUACAGAAAAGCCUCUGUUAUGCCUUCAAAAUUCAUUUCUCAUUCUUGGCAUGUUUUCACUGCUUGUGACAAAUUCUAUGACCCUCUUGAAAUGAUUAGUAUUCCAAACGAUCUUUUCACUAUAGAAAUUUGCAUGACAGACCUUGAUAGGGUACUUGCUAGAAAGUUCUUUAAACAUCCAAAUAUGGCUGCAAAUGAAAUGACUGAAAUAACGGGUAUUUCAGAAAUUAACCCAAAUGCUUUAAUUUGUGACUUUGUGUUUGAUCCCUGUGGAUAUUCCAUGAAUAGUAUUGAUGGGGAUCGUUAUUCUACUAUCCAUGUCACCCCUGAAGAUGGUUUUAGUUAUGCUAGUUAUGAGUGUGUUGGGUCAAUACACGAUGACCCUAAUGACAUUAUGAACAUAUUGAAGAAAGUGGUGCAAGUUUUCCGACCAGGGACUAUGUCGAUUUCGACUACGUCGACGAGCAACGAGGUUUGGACAAGAAUUGCCAAAGCUGUCGAGCCACUAGGAAUGAAAUGCCGGAGCUGCACUAUGGAUGAUUUUCCGGCCCCCGGAAACGUCGUGUUUCAGACUUUUACUUCUUGCCGGAAGUAGGUGCUGCUGCUGCCGCGGCGAUGGUUGUGGUGGUGGUGGAAGUAAGGUGGGAGCAUGGUGGUACUAGUACCUUAUGUGAUGGUAGAUAUGUGGGAAGUGGUUUUUUUAAGAGUAAAGGGAGGAAGUAGGGGACCUUUUCUUUUUUCUUUGUUUUUGUAUUUCACUUAUCUUAUUUUAAUUUUGUUAGAUCAUGAGUUUAGUUGAAAAUUUUUUAAUUAAAAAGAAGUAGAAUAUUGAUGCAUGAGUUAUGUAAUUGCAUUGGAUUGGAUAGUGGAUGAUCUUGAUGAUCAA
This is a messenger RNA of Lycium ferocissimum, 1404 nucleotides long. Its product is annotated as S-adenosylmethionine decarboxylase proenzyme 4. The transcript has a single exon. Gene Ontology annotation, biological process: spermine biosynthetic process; spermidine biosynthetic process. NCBI's taxonomy places the organism in Eukaryota, Viridiplantae, Streptophyta, Magnoliopsida, Solanales, Solanaceae. The coding region runs from base 97 to 1113 and encodes 338 amino acids. The record is from RefSeq and is a predicted model, not a curated record. Gene Ontology annotation, cellular component: cytosol. Gene Ontology annotation, molecular function: adenosylmethionine decarboxylase activity.